AUGGAAGCCCCUCCUCCAGGCCCUCCUCCCGGGGCACCGCCCCUGCCGGCAGGAUGGAUAUCGCAGUGGAAUGACCAGUACCAGCGACCGUUCUACGUGAACACGCAAUCGGGUGUGUCGCAGUGGGAGUUCCCUGGCGGUCCCCCUCCAGGGCCCCCAGCGAUGUCGCCGCAGUCCAACAGCAGCCCCUACCCACCACAGCAGCAGCAGGGCUAUUUCCCUGGAGGCCAGCCGCAGCAGCAGCAGUACACAGGCACCCCUCAGGCGGACGAUUGCACUGGCGCCAGCGCGUACGGCGGGCCUCCACCGCAGCAGCACCAGCAGCAGCAGGCCUAUCCGGGCUUCCAGAACCCCCAGCAGCCGGCGUACGGUGGCCAGCAGCAGCCUAAUUAUUACGGGGGCGGUGCUCCUGAGGCCCCUGUAGCUGAGGAGAAGAAAGACAAGGAGGAGAAGAAGGACAAGGAGAAGGGUAAAGACGACGGGGGCCUGUUCGGCAAGUUCUCGCAGCAGCUGACCAGCGCCGGCCUGCCCAUCGGCGCGGCCAUGGGGGCCUUUGGCGCCAAACCCCCCAAGGAGGGCAAAGAGGGUAAAGAGGGCAAAGAAGGAAAGGAGGGCAAGGAAGGCAAGGACGGAGAGAAGAAGGAUAAGAAGGAUAAGAAAGACAAGGGCAUGUUUGGUGCCAUGGCGGGCGGUGCCGGUCUGGGCGCGCUGGCCACGGGGGCCUUCUCCAUGGCCAAGAAGUACAGCAAGAAGAAGGACAAGAAGGACAAGGACAAGAAGAAGGACAAGGGCCACGGGGGAGGAGGAGGGUUCGCCUUCAUCCCGAUCCCGAUGGGCGGUGGUGGAGGGGGUGGGCACGGAGGGGGCGAGCAUCACGAGGGGAGCAGCAGUGCCAGCAGCAGGAGCUCCGUCAGCAGCGCGUCUUCCGUUUCGUCGGCUAGCGACGCUGGAUCUGGUGGUUCGUGA
This is a messenger RNA of Clonostachys byssicola, 966 nucleotides long. The record is from the annotation of a GenBank genome assembly. NCBI's taxonomy places the organism in Eukaryota, Fungi, Ascomycota, Sordariomycetes, Hypocreales, Bionectriaceae.